UCGGCUCCAAACUCCUCACCCAAAUCAUCCUCGGCCCCCUAGAAACUAGCCACACUAAAGACUCCGGCCUCCACUCCCUCCUCUGCUCGAAGCUUGCUUCGUGAUGACCUGUUCCGCAAUGACCAGUGCGCUUCUGCUCCCUAUUCUGGCCUGCUGUCUGCUUUCCGCUUCGGUUUCCGUCGCUGGAGGAAACUUCUACAAUGACUUCGACAUCACUUGGGGCGACGGCCGCGCUAAGAUCCUUAAUAAUGGCCAGCUGCUGACUCUUUCACUCGAUAAGGCUUCAGGCUCCGGCUUCCAGUCCAAGAGCGAGUACCUCUUCGGCAAGAUUGACAUGCAGCUCAAGCUCGUACCCGGCAAUUCCGCCGGCACAGUCACCGCUUACUACCUGUCGUCUCAGGGGCGGACACACGAUGAGAUCGACUUCGAGUUCCUCGGAAACCUUAGCGGCGACCCUUACACGUUGCACACCAAUGUAUUCACGCAGGGAAAGGGAAAUCGGGAGAUGCAGUUCAAGCUCUGGUUCGAUCCCACCAACGAUUUCCACACCUACUCUCUUCUCUGGAAUCCUCAACAAAUUAUAUUCAUGGUAGACGGGUCGCCCAUAAGGGUAUUCAGGAAUCUGGAGAACAGAGGGGUGGCAUUCCCAAAGAAUCAGGCCAUGAGGAUCUACUCCAGCCUCUGGAACGCCGACGACUGGGCCACACGCGGAGGUCUCAUCAAGACAGACUGGAAGAACGCGCCAUUUACCGCUUCUUACCGUGGCUUCAACGCCGACGCUUGCGUGUGGGUCGCCGGCAGAUCAAGGUGCCCUGCGAGGAAGAUGGGUGGCAGUGGGGCUGGAGCGUGGAUGGAUUACCAGAUGGAUGUGACGAGCCAGAAGAGGAUGUCGUGGGUGCAGAAGAAUUACAUGAUCUAUAACUAUUGCGCCGAUCGCAAGCGGUUCCCGCAGGGAUUGCCGACUGAGUGCACCAUCAAUUGAGAAGUGUAAAGCCGGAGAAGAAUAACUACAGUGUAACAUAGUUAAUUGUUUUAUUCUUUAAUUUGUAAUGAGAUAUCAUGCAUGAUUUGUUCGCUA
Messenger RNA from Phalaenopsis equestris, 1078 nucleotides. RefSeq names its product probable xyloglucan endotransglucosylase/hydrolase protein 23. Gene Ontology annotation, cellular component: apoplast; cell wall. The transcript has 3 exons. Gene Ontology annotation, biological process: xyloglucan metabolic process; cell wall biogenesis. Gene Ontology annotation, molecular function: hydrolase activity, hydrolyzing O-glycosyl compounds; xyloglucan:xyloglucosyl transferase activity. Bases 104 to 982 code for a protein of 292 amino acids. NCBI's taxonomy places the organism in Eukaryota, Viridiplantae, Streptophyta, Magnoliopsida, Asparagales, Orchidaceae. The record is from RefSeq and is a predicted model, not a curated record.